Sphaeroforma arctica JP610 is the source of this 375-nucleotide messenger RNA. RefSeq lists its product as hypothetical. NCBI's taxonomy places the organism in Eukaryota, Ichthyosporea, Ichthyophonida. The transcript has a single exon. The record is from RefSeq and is a predicted model, not a curated record. The annotation marks the transcript as partial.
AUGGUCAGUGGUAUAAACCCAUCCUGGCUCGUUGUGGGGAGGGCAACCACUGCGGUGGCGCACUAUGAGUGGCGUAUAGACUAUCCACCCAUACCAUCCACUGUAAUUACAACCCCAGCACAUACACCCAUACCAUCCACUGUAGUUACAACCCCAGCACAUAUACCAAUACCAUCCACUGUAGGUACAACCCCAGCACAUACACCCAUACCAUCCACUGUAGUUACAGCCCCAGCACAUAUACCCAUACCAUCCACUGUAGUUACAACCCCAGCAUAUAUACCCAUACCAUCCACUGUAGGUACAACCCCAGCACAUACACCCAUACCAUCCACUGUAGGUACAACCCCAGCACAUACACCCAUACCAUCCACU